AUGCGGAUAGAUCUCGUCUUUGCCCUGCUCGCCGUCGCCGUCGCAUUUGUCAAUUCGGCGAAGGUGCUAUUCAUGCCUAGCACUCUCUAUCCAAUGCACGGGUACACCAUGAAACAUCUAGCAAAUGAGCUGGCACGACGGAAACAUGACAUCACUUGGCUGGAGUACGGACCAGUACAGUCAAAGACGACACUAUCGAAAGCCGUGAAGAGAGUUUACUGGCCGGUACAAUUCGAUCAACAAGUCUUCAGCGACAUUUUCGUACAUCGCAAUCACUCUGUCCACGACCAACUAUGGGACCCGCAUUUCGAUCACCCAAACGAACAAACAACUGCGUGGCUGGCCUCAGUAAGAUUGUGUGAUCGACUCCUGGCCAAAAGCAAAUCGAAGUUUGACCAGUUGGUCAAGGAAAGAUUCGACACGGUCAUCGUUGACGAUCUGUAUAAUCCAUGCGGUUUGCUACAAGUCGCUCUUAAAGGCAAGUUCAUCAAAAUUCCAUGCUCUGUUUACAUCUACUGGAGCAUGACGGCUCUUCGAACUGAAUCCGCUUGGGCAAAUCAGAGCCCAUCACCACCAAGUUAUUUGCCUGUACCCGGAACGAAGCUCACAGAUGAUCUCAACUAUUUCCAACGCACUUUCAAUCUGGCUUCUUAUCUCCGAGCCUUGUAUAUUCAUCAUCACAUAGUUUUGCCAAGAAUUGAUGCCAUUUUUCAGAAGCACUAUCCUGGAGUAGCCGCCGCUUUUGAUAUUGAACGAAAUGCUUCGAUCAACUUCGUGAACAAUCCGCCUAUUUUCGACUUUGCACGGCCUUACAUGCCACGAGUGAACUUCGUCGGAGGACUGCACUGUAGAAAUGCGACUAAACUGCAAGGGGUAGGAUUUACUAUGAUCGUUUUUAUAGAAAUCGUCUACUUCUAUCAGUUAUCUUACACAACUUUGCUUUGGUACUUUCAAAUUUUUUUCUGA
Haemonchus placei is the source of this 966-nucleotide messenger RNA. The record is from the annotation of a GenBank genome assembly. Lineage: Eukaryota; Metazoa; Nematoda; Chromadorea; Rhabditida; Trichostrongylidae.